AUGCCCAAAACACCUACAACACCUUCCAAACCCAAAGCGAAAGUCGACACUUCCAACCCCGACUCUCCCUCCAAGAUCGGUUGGUCAGCAGGUGAUAAAUCCCUGUUAUUUGAACAUGUCGUCAAUUUCGGUCAGAACGAUUGGGAUAAGGCUGUACCUGGUAAGACCGCUCAACAAGCUAGGGAGCAAUGGAAGAAGACUCUUCUUCCUCAAAUUAGAAAACAAUGUGGAUUCCUCGGUUAG
This is a messenger RNA of Kwoniella botswanensis, 243 nucleotides long. RefSeq lists its product as uncharacterized. The record is from RefSeq and is a predicted model, not a curated record. NCBI's taxonomy places the organism in Eukaryota, Fungi, Basidiomycota, Tremellomycetes, Tremellales, Cryptococcaceae. Bases 1 to 243 code for a protein of 80 amino acids. The transcript has 3 exons.